AUGAGCAUUGCCAAUAACCCAUUGAAAAUUGUUGAUAUCUCCCAAAUCAAUGACUCUACUGCCAAAGAUAUCCUUGAUGCUGCUACAUCGCAAGGAUUUCUUUUCGUGGAAGGUCAUGGAUUCUCCGCUGAAGAAGUAGCGGAUCUUUUCAAAAUGUCCAAGGAGUUUUUCGAAUUGCCUGAGGAGUACAAGUCCAAGUUUCCUAUUGACACCACUAACAAUGGAUACACGAACUACGGAGGAGAGAAUCUCGAUCCAUCAAGUCAGAAGAAAGGAGAUCCUAAAGAGGCAUACAACUUCAGCGAGAUUGACUUCACCACUUGCGAAACCAAAAGACCUCUUCCAGAUUGGUUUACUCAAGACCCUAAAAGAGCACAGUUGGUUAAGAAGAUGAUUGGUGAUUUGUACAAGUUGUCCAACAAGGUGUUGACACUUCUCGCUAUCGGAUUGAAGAUCGAAGAUACAGAAGGAACCCCUGGCUCUGAGUGGUUUACUUCGAGAUAUCGUCCUGACAAGGCUUCAGGCACCACUUUUAGAUUUUUGCAUUACCCGGGCCAAAAAUCCUUGAGCCCAGAAGCUGUGAUCAGAGCAGGUGCUCAUACAGAUUACGGAUCGGCCACGCUAUUGUUCCAACAGGAGAAUCAGGAAGGAUUGGAAAUUUACUCCCCUGUGAGCAAAAAGUGGGAAGCUGUGCCAUAUGUGCCACCCAACUCGGAAAAAUUCCCUGGUGAAGCAGCUCCUAUUGUUAUCAACAUCGCCGACCAGUUGUCGUACUGGACUGGCGGGUUGUUGAAAUCUACCAUCCAUAGAGUCAAGUUCCCUCCUAAAGUCCAGGAAACUGGCCAGGACCGUUACUCGAUUGUUUUCUUCAGCCAUCCGAACGACGAAACAUUAUUGGAGCCGGUGCCUAGCGACAUGAUUAGGUCGAUCCAAGGGCGCGGGGCGAAUAAUGCCGAAAAAGUAGUUACGGCUAAAGAACACUUAGAUAAGAGAUUGGCUGCGACAUACAACUGGUCCUACUAG
Messenger RNA from Clavispora lusitaniae ATCC 42720, 1023 nucleotides. RefSeq lists its product as uncharacterized. Gene Ontology annotation, molecular function: 2-oxoglutarate-dependent dioxygenase activity. The record is from RefSeq and is a predicted model, not a curated record. NCBI's taxonomy places the organism in Eukaryota, Fungi, Ascomycota, Pichiomycetes, Serinales, Metschnikowiaceae.